AUAUUUGCCCAGAGACAGAGAGAGAGAGAGACACCAAGACAGAGACAGAAACAACAUAGAAGGAAUAUCGACGGGGAGGAGCCGGAGUCGAAGUAGGAGUUGGUGUCGUGGUUGGUGUGGUGUGGUGCUUUUACCAUGGUGAGUACGAAUCUGGUGGUGCCAGUGGUGUUGUGGGGCCCCACAGCGCCCACCCAUUGCAUUUCGAGCGUCUUUCUAUCGGACGAUCAAUGUACACUGGUCACCGGCUGCUACGAUGGACAGAUUUGCCUGUGGCAAGUGGAGCCAGCAACAUUAAAGAUGUCACCGCGUUGCCUCCUUGUUGGGCACUCGGCACCGGUGCUGUGCCUGGUGCGAGCCUCACUGCUUCCCGAAAAUAACUUUCUUGUCAGCUCAUCGGAGAACGGUGAGAUGUGCACUUGGGAUCUGAUCGAUGGCAAAUGCACCGAGGCCGUUAAAUUGCCGCAGGUGCACACACAAAUCCAGAGUUAUCACACGGCAAACAGUGAGGAUGUGCGUCUCUUUUGCAUUGGCUACUACGCCGAAAUUAUGGUCAUGGAUCCAUUCAGCCUGGAGGUGAUCUAUGUGCUCAGCUCCAAAGUGAAACCCGAUUGGAUCUCAGCCAUACAUGUGCUGCGUCCGAUGCGUCGCAAAGAUGAUGUCGUUCUGGCCAUCACCACCACCGGCACGGUGAAAGUCUGGACUCUGACGGGCAAUGAGAACAAGCAUGCGGAGCCCAUCUAUGAGAAUGAAUCGAAAGAGAUACGCUGCCUGAAUGCGAUCACAAUGAAUUGCUGUGCACAGAAUCAGCGCACCGUUCUCCUCGUCUGCACCAAAUAUUGGCAAAUCUAUGAUGCCGGUGAUUUCACUGUCCUCUGCUCCGUGAUAGCACCAGCUCGCGAACGUUGGCAAGGUGGCGAUUUCAUCACAUCGGAUCGCGUCAUGCUCUGGACAGAUGAGGGAAAGGGCUAUUUGUACAAGCUGCCCGCCAAUUGUAUACCGGAUAACAAGGAGUUCCACUCGAAGAGCGUUGUCCGCGAUGCCCCAUAUCUGUACUAUGUGCUGCAGCAUGCCGGCGAUAAGGUGCUCUCCUGUCCGCCGGCUAUGAAGCUUUUGACGGGAUUGCAACCACAUUUUCUAUUGCGCGGCGACUCUGAGGGUUAUAUAUCCGUGUGGAAUGUGCCGGAGGUGCCUUUGGAUAAUAUUAGCAUACUGCAGGCGAAGCAAAUGCCGCCACGCAUCCAGAAGCCACAUGUGUGCACCUCAUUGGUGGAGGCAUGGUCAAUUAUGGAUCCACCGCCUGUGGGCAUACUCGACCAGCUGUCGAGGAUCACAGAGUCACCGGUGAAGCUAACAUCGAGUAUUUAUUUGCCACAGCAAAGUCGUUUGGUCAUUGGACGCGAAGAUGGCAGCAUUGUCAUUGUGCCAGCAACACAAACGGUCAUGAUGCAGCUGCUCGUUGGUAUUAAACAAAACUUCAGUGAUUGGCCAUCGCAUCAGACACUCUAUGGACAUCGUGGACGCGUCAAUUGCCUACUCUGUCCAUCGAUGGUGCACCCACGUUAUGAGAAAUCACAUUUGUUGUCGGGCGGCAUUGAUUUCGCUGUCUGCCUCUGGGAUUUGUACAGUGGCAGUCUGUUGCAUCGCUUCUGUGUGCAUGCCGGUGAGAUAACACAGCUCCUUGUGCCGCCCGAGACGUGCAGUCCACGCAUACUCAAAUGCAUUUGCUCGGUGGCAUCGGAUCAUUCGGUGACCUUGGUCAGUUUGCAGGAGCGCAAAUGCGUUACGCUCGCCAGUCGUCAUCUGUUUCCUGUGGUGACCAUUAAGUGGCGACCACUGGAUGAUUUCCUCAUUGUUGGCUGCUCCGAUGGCAGCGUUUAUGUGUGGCAAAUGGAAACGGGCCAUUUGGAUCGUGUCCUUCAUGGCAUGCUUGCUGAGGAGGUGCUCUCUGCCUGCGAUGAACAGGCGCUGGAGGAUUGCGGUGGUGGUGGUUCGGGCAGCAGCAGCAGCGGUGGUGGCGCAAAUUCAGCCAGUGAAAUGGGCAUGGCCAAUCCGGCGGUGCAUUUCUUUCGUGGUCUCAAGUCGCGCAAUAUGAAUGCAAUGCGGCAUGCCACACAGCGUGGCAUCCAUCAGCUGCAACAGCUUCAGGGACACAAUCAGGGCAACUUUGAUUUCCUGAUGAAGCAUCGCAGCAAUCCGCUGGUCAUCCAGGGCUUGCGUACCAAUCCCAAGGAUGCAGAGAGUCACAUACUCUUCUUCGAUAUCGAGGGAUUGAUAUUUGAGCUGCACAGCGAGGAAUAUGCACAGAUGACGCCCGCCACACUGGAGGCACUCGGUGUUCACUUGCAGAAUCCCAAGGAUGGCAAAUCGAUGCACAUUGAUGCGAGCAAAAAGAUCGGCGACUUCUUUAGCAAGGUCAAGAACAAGGCUGUCGAUGUCGAGAAGAUACUCAAGGACAAGGACAAGCACGGACUUGUCCAGAAGUUCAAGGAGAAAACGGAAAUUGUUGAGAAGAAGGUGCAGGCCAAGGUGGAGAGCCUGCAGAAGGCUGUCGAAACGCACGAGGAACACCAGCCGCAGGAUCUAAGAAGUAAAAUUGCAUCCAAAAUGGAGGUGACACAUGUUAUGGAAGUGGCACAACUGUUGCUCUCAUUGCUCCACUCCUGGGGCCUCGAUCCGCAUCUGGAUAAGGUGUGCGAAUCCCAAUUGGGAUUGUUGCGUCCCAUUGUGCCCAUCUCGUACGGUGUGCUCUCCAAGGCCGGCUAUAUGUCGCUGUUGUUGCCGACCUGGCAGAAUAACUAUGCCAUACCGCCUGGCCUGCUCCAGUUGCCAUCCAGUUCAAAGAAGCGUCCGCUGCCCGAAGAACUACAGCGUCUGGAGCACUUGACGGCCAUAUUCACAUCGCGCCUACACUGGGAGCUAAGCACCACACUAACCUCGAAUCACAUACUGGCCCUGGUGGCCAUGUCCAAUACGCUGAUGUCGAUGAGCGCCGCCUCAUUUCUGCCCGACAGCGAGAAGCACAAGAAGCUGCAGCGUCUGGCCCAACGCGCCGAAUCGACGCUCAGCAACGAGGAGGAGCGUGAGGAGCUGCUCGCCCAUCACACCUCACAGAUCAAACAGGGCUGGAGUCUGCUGUCCACGCACCAUUGCUUUCUGCUGCCCGACAAGAUUGAGGCGCUCGAACCAAAGAAAUUUAAGCGUCCCCAGGUCGAGAUGAUGGUCAAGCGUUGGCAGCAUCAUUGCAUCGAGAUACGCGAGGCAGCGCAGCAGAUCUUGCUCGGUGAGCUGACGCGCAUGGGCAAAAAGGGACGCAAACAGUUGGUCGAGAGCUGGGCACAAUAUCUGCCCCUCUACACGCACACGGAACCGAUUGUCAAUGCACAACAGGUUGCGGCCAUGACUAACACUCAGGCGGGUGUCGGCGUUGGCGGUGCUGGUGGCUCCAGUGCCGGCAGCAGCUCCCUCAUGGGCAACGGCAGCAACUCGAUCGCGUCUGGUCAGUCUGGUGGUGUUGGUGGCAUCAAUGCUGGCGUUGGCGGCAUCUCUGCCGAUCAACAGGACGAGGACUAUGAAGAGGAGGAGGAGGAGAUCAUACGCAAGCCGUCCAGUCUGUCCGAGCUGAAGCGCAAACAGACAACCGCUGUCAUACUUCUGGGCGUUAUUGGCGCCGAAUUUGGACAGGAUAUAUCACAGGAGUCACCCAAUCAUCGCGGCAGCAUUAGUCACACCACCGGCGAACGACGUAAAUCCUCAUCCGUUGUCGAGGGCUUCGGCAUAGCGAACAAUUUGGCCCGUCUCACCUCGAUGGCGUUGGCCCAUCUGCUGUAUGCACCACCAUCACCGAAGCUGCCGCAAUAUACGCCGUUGCGUCGGGCGGCCAUCGAUUUGCUGGGCCGUGGCUUCACCGUCUGGGAACCCUAUUUGGAUGUAUCGAAAGUGCUGCUCGGCCUGCUAGAGAUUUCGUGCGAGGGCAAAGCGGUGCCCAAUCUAAAUUACAAAUUGCCGUUGACACCGCAAGCGGAUGCGUGCCGCACCGCACGGCAUGCGUUGCGUCUAAUCGCAACCGCUCGACCGGCAGCGUUCAUUACGACGAUGGCCAGGGAGGUGGCACGCUAUAAUACGAUGCAACAGAAUGCCCAAUCGAUGAAUGCACCGCUGACGCAAUCUGUGCUGUACAAGGCCAAGAGCGAGAUACUCCAGUGCGUUGAGAUGCUGAUCGAUAAGAUGCAAUCGGAGAUCGCUGGCCUGCUCGUUGAGGUCAUGGACAUUGCGCUGCAUUGUGUAGAUAGCAAUGAGUUGAAGAGCCGCGGCUUGGCUGAACUCUGUCCAGCCAUUUGUAAGUUCAAUCAAAUCUCGCAUUGUGCACAGACACGUCGCAUCGCUGUUGGCGCGAACAGCGGCAAUUUGGCCAUCUAUGAGCUGAGGCAGAAUAAAUGCCAGAUGAUACCGGCGCAUACGCAUCCGAUUACCUCGUUGGCCUUCUCGCCUGAUGGCAAAUAUCUGGUGUCCUAUUCGUGUGCCGAGAAUCGAUUGUCCUUCUGGCAGACGAGCACCGGAAUGUUCGGUCUGGGACAGUCUCAGACACGCUGCACCAAAGGCUAUUCGACGGCGCCGAUUCCGGAUGUGUCGCGUCUGAAUCCGAUGCGAUUGGCCAAGCUCGUUUGGAUUAAUAAUCGUGUUGUUACGCUCAUGCUGGCCGAUGGCUCCGAGACCAGAUUCAAUGUCUAGAGAUCACCACCAACAACAACAACAAUAACAAUUGCGACAAUAACAACUGCGACAAC
Molecule: messenger RNA, 4784 nt
Organism: Drosophila grimshawi
Lineage: Eukaryota; Metazoa; Arthropoda; Insecta; Diptera; Drosophilidae
Gene: Rbcn-3B
Product: WD repeat-containing protein 7
Exons: 1
Coding region: 136-4728 (1530 amino acids)
Cellular component (GO): cytoplasm
Molecular function (GO): protein binding
Source: RefSeq, a predicted model, not a curated record